GCGAAAAUAUGUGUCGCACCAGCAAGGAACACCUCUGGUGGUAAGGUAGCAUUAUAUACGUUCUUCCCAAGUUGUACAUGUCGUUUCCUAAAGUGUGAAAUUGAAUUAGGAUAUCUAGUUUCCUAACAUUUUGAAGAGCACAUGAAUCAGGCUUGGACCUGAAUUUUUUAGUAAGAAGAAGGGAAGCUUUGCAUGAACACACAAAUGAGACCUGCAUGAACUAGACAAACUUGCAAGAAAAAGGGUGGUAGAAAUAGAAUAGAAUGUUGCUACCAAUUCAUUCAGUUCCUUGGACAUGUUGUACAAUAUUUUUAUCAUCGGUGUAACCCUUCCUGUCAUUGUCUGUCUUUCAUGCUCAGUGAGACACGAUGUACUUCCUCCGUCUCAUAAUAUAACAACAUUUUUUGAGCUGUUUUAGCUUGAAAAUGUUAUCAUGGGAUGGGGUAGUAUACACGUCCGACUGCAAGAGCUCUAGCCACCAUGGCAAUCUUCCUCCUAGUGGCGCUCUCCACCUCCCACAUCGCGUCCUCGCUCCGCCCGGGUCUUCGUGUCUGCCGUGCGAGUGGCUACCUUUCAGGAAAGUUGGCCAACUGUGAGAAGAGCAACGACCCCGACUAUUGCGAGGAUGGCAAGAGGUACCCGCAGUACCACUGCUCGCCGUCGGUCACCGCAAGCACCAAGGCCGUCUUGACGCUAAACAGCUCCGAGAAGGGCAAGGACGGCGGCGGUCCGUCCGAGUGUGACAACGCCUACCAUAGCGACAAGGAGAUGGUAGUCGCGCUCUCCACCGGCUGGUUCAAGAACAUGGCCCAUUGUGGGCACCGCAUCAAGAUCACCGUCAAUGGCAAGUCUGUGUAUGCCAAGGUGGUGGACGAGUGCGACUUCGUCUAUGGCUGCGACGACGACCACAACUACGAGCCCCCGUGUGCCAACAACAUCGUCGAUGCCUCUCCUGCGGUGUGGAAUGCCUUGGGGCUCGACCAGAACGUCGGCAUGGAGAGCAUCACCUGGUCUGAUGAGUAGUUUCCAAAACAAAGGUGAGCGCAGGUUGUUGCUACCACGUGUCAGUCCAGUGUCAUGUAUAUAAUUUUCAUUCUUAGAGGGAAGUCCAGUGUACACUUAUC
Molecule: messenger RNA, 1124 nt
Organism: Triticum aestivum (bread wheat)
Lineage: Eukaryota; Viridiplantae; Streptophyta; Magnoliopsida; Poales; Poaceae
Product: putative ripening-related protein 5
Exons: 1
Coding region: 481-1023 (180 amino acids)
Source: RefSeq, a predicted model, not a curated record